GCGCAGAAGAGUCACGUGGUGGCGGGACUGUGAAAAUGGCGGCUCCAGGAGAGAGCGGGGCUUCUGGAGGUGGCGGCAGCACAGAGGAAGCAUUUAUGACCUUCUACAGUGAGGUGAAACAAAUAGAGAAGAGAGAUUCAGUUCUAACAUCCAAAAAUCAGAUUGAAAGAUUGACCCGUCCUGGUUCUUCCUACUUCAAUUUGAAUCCAUUUGAGGUUCUUCAGAUAGAUCCAGAAGUGACAGAUGAAGAAAUAAAAAAGAGGUUCCGGCAGUUAUCCAUAUUGGUGCAUCCUGACAAAAAUCAAGAUGAUGCUGACAGAGCACAAAAGGCUUUUGAAGCUGUGGACAAAGCUUACAAGUUGCUACUGGAUCAGGAACAAAAGAAGAGGGCCCUGGAUGUAAUUCAGGCAGGAAAAGAAUACGUGGAACACACUGUAAAAGAGAGAAAAAAACAGUUAAAGAAGGAAGGCAAACCUACUAACGUGGAAGAGGAUGAUCCUGAGCUGUUCAAGCAAGCAGUAUACAAACAGACCAUGAAAUUGUUUGCUGAGCUGGAAAUUAAAAGGAAAGAGAGAGAAGCCAAAGAGAUGCAUGAAAGGAAACGACAAAGGGAAGAAGAGAUUGAAGCUCAAGAAAAAGCCAAACGUGAAAGGGAGUGGCAGAAAAACUUCGAGGAAAGUCGAGAUGGCCGGGUGGACAGCUGGCGGAACUUCCAAGCAAAUACCAAGGGGAAGAAAGAGAAGAAAAAUCGGACCUUCCUGAGACCACCAAAAGUAAAAAUGGAGCAGCGUGAGUGACCGCCUGAGGUCACAGCCAUAUAACCUUCCUCAGCUGUCUCCCUUCCUGCUUUGAAGGACUCAUUUUUCCCUCUCAUUUCCACCCCAACAUAGAGUAGUAUUUGCUUUUUAGUCCAUUUUAUUUUCAAUACAAUUUAAUAGCAAUCAGAGGAAUUCUUUUGUACAUUGAAAUGAGGGGCUUGGUUUAAAAAUAAACCUUUCCUUACCCGCUACUUCUAGACCAACCAGGAUUAGAAGGUGGCACCAUCUGUGCUGUCUUCUCAUCCUACAGCCUGUAACUUAAUGUUUUGUACUUCACCGAAUUGUGAUGGUUAGAAACUUUGUAUAGUUUGUGGAAAUCACCCAAUUAAACAUACUGCUUAAAAUGGUGUUGCUGUGACUUCAGGCCUUUGUGUCUGGGCCACUUAGGAAACCACUUUGCUUUGGUUGUUUGCUCCUGGAUUUGGCAGUCUCCGAAGCCCCAGACCAGAGAGAGAGCACACAGAGCUGUCACUUGAUGACCUACUGUGUGUGCUCUCCCAUCACCAUCUGACUGGCCUGUGUGGCAUGAGGUUCUGAGCCACCCAGACCUGUUCACUUUCCAAAGAUCUAGCUGUCCUCUAUCCAGUCCCAUUGUGUCUUAGCCUGUCUGCACUCAUUAGUGAUAAUACUCUGUAUGUGUAAUAAAUUUUUAUACUCGAACCAG
Erinaceus europaeus (western European hedgehog) is the source of this 1482-nucleotide messenger RNA. RefSeq names its product DnaJ heat shock protein family (Hsp40) member C8 (gene DNAJC8). NCBI's taxonomy places the organism in Eukaryota, Metazoa, Chordata, Mammalia, Eulipotyphla, Erinaceidae. The record is from RefSeq and is a predicted model, not a curated record. The transcript is spliced from 9 exons. Bases 36 to 797 code for a protein of 253 amino acids. Gene Ontology annotation, cellular component: nucleus.